AUGAAAAACUUUUCCAAUGAGAGAAAUAACAACAGUAGUUUACUCAAUUGCUCCACUACUAAUUCACCUUCUCAGGAAGAUGAUGAACAAAGUGAGAUUUUAACAUUUUCCAGUGAUUUAUUUUCAAUGAAUUCCUUCAAGUUGAAUGAUAGUGAAGAUAGGCAAGCAAUGGAAAUAUAUAAUCAAUUCUUGGAUACUGAACUUGCUAGAAAUCAUGUCAAGUAUUCGAAACAUGAAGAAAUUAAGAAGGAAAUUGAAAGAUAUCAAGUUAAGAUAUCGACUGGUGACUCUGAAGGUGAUUUGACAAAUAUUUUCGAUGAAGCUCAAAUUCAAAUUGGAAAGAAAUUGAUAAAUUGCCAUGAAACGUUCAAGAAUUCAUUGAAUUUCCCAAACCAAUCCAAAUCUGACAUGUUGGAUUCUUUCAGAGUUGAAUAUUUAAAGUUGAUGAAAAAGGUGGAAAAUCCUCAAAAGAAUAGCUUUAGAAAUAUCGAUCAAUUUAAAUAA
Messenger RNA from Naegleria gruberi, 504 nucleotides. RefSeq lists its product as uncharacterized. The record is from RefSeq and is a predicted model, not a curated record. The coding region runs from base 1 to 504 and encodes 167 amino acids. The transcript has a single exon. NCBI's taxonomy places the organism in Eukaryota, Heterolobosea, Eutetramitea, Acrasida, Naegleriidae.